AUGCUCAAGUCCCGGAUUAUGUCGGCGCCUGCAGGUGACUCGAGCGACAUGACGGCGGUCGCCAACGGCAAGACACAAGGUCGACGCCGAUCGGACCUGAUGGAUGAAGAGCGACUGAAUAUGGCCAAGUUUCUGCUCCAGCAUCGACAAGGACAGCCGCGUCUGCCGCGAGCAGUCAUCGCUGCAACUGCCGACAAAUUCCAAGACCAUCGGAAUACGGUGUUCCGUAUUUGGAGUUGCGUGAAGACAAUGCUGGACAGUGGAUGA
This is a messenger RNA of Peronospora matthiolae, 267 nucleotides long. The record is from the annotation of a GenBank genome assembly. Lineage: Eukaryota; Oomycota; Peronosporomycetes; Peronosporales; Peronosporaceae.